Molecule: messenger RNA, 561 nt
Organism: Cavia porcellus (domestic guinea pig)
Lineage: Eukaryota; Metazoa; Chordata; Mammalia; Rodentia; Caviidae
Gene: Rps23
Product: ribosomal protein S23
Exons: 4
Coding region: 81-512 (143 amino acids)
Biological process (GO): translation
Cellular component (GO): ribosome; cytosolic small ribosomal subunit
Molecular function (GO): structural constituent of ribosome
Source: RefSeq, a predicted model, not a curated record
CGGGGCGGGGCUUGUCGCGGUGGCUUGUGGGUCCUUCCCGGGCCCUGUCGUUCUUUUGCUCCGACUCUCGCACCGGCAGGAUGGGCAAGUGCCGCGGGCUGCGUACUGCCCGGAAGCUCCGCAGUCACCGGCGGGACCAGAAGUGGCACGAUAAGCAGUACAAGAAGGCCCACCUGGGCACAGCCCUGAAAGCUAACCCUUUCGGAGGGGCCUCCCACGCCAAGGGAAUCGUGCUGGAAAAAGUGGGUGUUGAGGCCAAGCAGCCUAAUUCCGCCAUCAGGAAGUGCGUCAGGGUCCAGCUGAUCAAGAACGGGAAGAAGAUCACAGCCUUCGUCCCCAAUGAUGGUUGCUUGAACUUCAUCGAGGAAAAUGAUGAAGUUCUAGUCGCUGGAUUUGGUCGAAAAGGUCAUGCCGUUGGUGACAUUCCUGGAGUCCGCUUUAAGGUUGUUAAAGUAGCCAAUGUCUCUCUUCUGGCUCUCUACAAAGGCAAGAAGGAGAGACCAAGAUCAUAAAAUUUUGAUAAUGAGAAGACAUUAGUAAUAAAUUUUCAUAUUCCAAAAA